AUGGCGUCAUACAUCGUGGCAGGAGAGGAGGGAUAUGCAGAUCAGAGUGGUAUAGCUCCCAGUGGGGAUGGCCAGGAGGUGACCUCUUGGACGGCUUUGGGUGUUUGUAGAGCUCCUGAUCAAGCAGGAAGGGAGCAGCCGUACAGAAGAUGAGAAGAGCAUAGUGUCCCAAAUUGGGAGUUGUAUGUAGAAAUAGGGACAAUAGCUCUAAAUAUCCAUAUUAUAACACCUGGUACAUCUACUUUUUCAAUCUCAGCUUUGACAUCAGCAGCUGCAGCGCUACUCUUUGCAUGUAUUUAUGUGCUGAUAUGGUAUAUGACGGGGAAAAGGAACUGGUUUCUCCUCUCGAAAAAGAAUAGCAGCACCACUGAAAGGCAUUACGAGGCCAUGAUAAUAUCUUAUGGAUCCCUUGCUCCAAAGAGAUUCACUUACUCAGAAGUAAUGAAGAUAACGUCUUCUCGCAAUAAGCAGCUUGGUAAAGGUGGUUAUGGUGUGGUCUUCGAAGGAAAGCUACAUGAUGGUCGUCUUGUUGCUGUGAAAUUCUUGCAUGAUUGCAAAGGAAAUGGGGAAGAGUUUGUUAAUGAGGUUAUGAGCAUUGGUAGGACCUCUCAUGUGAAUAUUGUUAGCCUGUUUGGAUUUUGUUUGGAGGGAUCAAAACGAGCUCUUAUAUAUGAGUACAUGUGCAAUGGUUCCCUGGAUAGAUACAUUUACUCAGAGAAUCCAAAAGAAAUUUUAGGAUGGGAGAGGCUCUAUGCAAUAGCUACCGGGAUAGCUCGUGGACUGGAAUAUUUGCACCAUAGCUGUAAUACACGGAUCGUCCAUUUUGACAUUAAGCCUCAAAAUAUCCUUCUAGAUCAGGAUUUUUGCCCAAAAAUUGCUGAUUUUGGUCUUGCUAAACUGUGCCGUACCAAGGAGAGCAAGCUUUCAAUGGUUGGUGCUAGAGGAACAAUUGGAUUCAUUGCUCCAGAAGUUCACUCACGAAACUUCGGACUUGUUUCAACAAAGUCAGAUGUUUAUAGUUAUGGAAUGAUGUUGCUAGAGAUGGUUGGAGGAAGGAAAAAUGUGAAAUCAUUGGCUGAAAAAUCCAGCGAAAAGUAUUUCCCAGAUUGGAUUUAUGACCACUUUGCUCAAGAUGAUGGAUUAGAAGCAUGUGAAGUUACAAGUGACAUUGAGGAAAUUGCAAGAAAGAUGACCUUGAUUGGCUUGUGGUGCAUACAAGUAUUACCUGCGUAUCGCCCUACUAUAACAAAAGUUCUAGAAAUGUUUGACAGAAGCUUAGAUGAUAUGGCCAUGCCACCGAAGCAGAACUUCAAUGGACUACUCGAAAAUGCAGCUCAUAAUAUGAAUGUGGAAAGUGCAAGCUCUAUGACAUCCGAGGAGAUAAGGCUUGUGAAUUCAGGAAAUACACAACAAUUUCCAACUCUUUGA
Molecule: messenger RNA, 1428 nt
Organism: Triticum dicoccoides
Lineage: Eukaryota; Viridiplantae; Streptophyta; Magnoliopsida; Poales; Poaceae
Product: LEAF RUST 10 DISEASE-RESISTANCE LOCUS RECEPTOR-LIKE PROTEIN KINASE-like 2.1
Biological process (GO): protein phosphorylation
Molecular function (GO): protein kinase activity; ATP binding
Source: RefSeq, a predicted model, not a curated record